Messenger RNA from Alternaria arborescens, 1470 nucleotides. RefSeq lists its product as hypothetical. The transcript is spliced from 4 exons. NCBI's taxonomy places the organism in Eukaryota, Fungi, Ascomycota, Dothideomycetes, Pleosporales, Pleosporaceae. The record is from RefSeq and is a predicted model, not a curated record. The coding region runs from base 1 to 1470 and encodes 489 amino acids.
AUGCUCAUGAAGAAGAUGUGGAUAGUGGAGGAGCGGAAGGACAAGACCGUGUACCGUCGCCGCUGUCCCACCGGCGGAGAAGUCCUCUCCUUCUUCUUUGUCUCGGCAUGCGCUCUGCUCUUCCUGCUCAUCUGCACCAUCCUCUAUGGCACGCGCACACAGAACCCCUCCUUACCGCCGCUAGUCAAGGAGUACAUGCCUGCAGGACGCUGUCUGUGCGAGUUCAGUACCACUUUCUCAUGCGACACUUGUCUGGACUGUGCCUCCAACCAGGCCAUUCUCGCGACCAAUGCAACAGAAUUGGAGCAACAUAAUCUUUGGACUUUCACCUAUCCGCGGGACAAGAACAACUAUGGCCUGGAUGAGGCCCAGUGCGACAGCGCUUUCCCCGGUCAAUACGAGGACAUUGAGCGCGCGGUCAAAGUCAGGAACCGCUGGGGCAAGGUCACACAGGCGGAUCUCAACAGUUUUGAACUCACAAAGGGCAUGGUCAGGGCUAUGAUUUAUGACCGAGAGCUCUACGUCCUCGAAACUCAUAUGGUCGAUAACGUCAACCGCCAAAAAGCCAUUGCAACCCUCAGUGCCAUCUAUCGCGCCGUUCUCGCUGCCCCCUCAACCGCCGAUAUUCCAAACAUUGAGUUUGUCUUCUCUGUCGAAGACCUCCCUGCUCAGCCCGCGAAGCCGAUAUGGUCCCUUACCCGUCGUGUCCAAGAUCACAACCUGUGGUUGAUACCUGAUUUUGGCUUCUGGAGCUGGGAUAUGCCUGCACUGGGUACGCUGGAAGAGGUUGCGCAAGAGGCUGUGCAGCGAGAAACCGUCGAGUCGUGGGAUCAGAAAAUUGAGAAGUUGGUCUGGAGAGGCAAGAUUACCUUCGCGCCCAAACUACGGAGAGCGCUGCUUGAUGCUGCCAAGGGCAAACCAUGGAGUGACGUCGGGCAACUCAAGUGGACAGAUCCAAAUUUCAAAGAGCAAUUCUUGGGCCCAGUGGAUCAGUGUAAUUACAUGUUCAUUGCCCAUGCUGAAGGUCGUUCCUACUCUGGCUCCCUGAAGUACCGCCAGCUCUGCCGCUCCGUAAUCGUCUCGCACAAACUGCAAUGGAUACAACAUCACCACUACCUCUUCCGUUCUAACGGAUCAAACCAAAACUUUGUCGAAGUAGAACGCGACUUCUCCGACCUUUCCUCCGCCAUGGAAGACUUGUUAGACCACCCAGAAAAGGCAAAGCGCAUUGCAGACAAUUCGGUGCAAGUGUUCAGAGAAAGAUAUCUGACGCAAGCAGCUGAAGCAUGUUAUUGGCGCAAGCUGAUGAAGCGGUGGAGAGACGUCGUGGACUGGGAACCACAGCUAUAUGCCGGCGUCGGUGCUGAGGGCACAGACCGUAAUAGGGAGAAGAGGAGGGGUGUUCGUUACGAGACGUUCAUGCUUUAUGAACCCAAAGUCCAGCUCAGCUACCCUGAGUCAGCCACUUGA